GAAUGACUUUGCCAUCGUUUCCACAAAGUUGAAUGGCAAAAAUAGAAGAAAAACAAACUUAGGUGGUCUCACUGCAAUUAAUCGAAACAUUCAUAACCUUCUUUCGCCGGAGAACCACCGCGAUGGCGCCGGCGAGUACUGCACGCGCCGCCGCCGCCGCCGCCGCAACACUGCUCUCCGUAGCCAUAUUCUCUUAUUAUUUUCACUGCAAAACGACUCAACAAAAGUCUUCGCGAAGAAAAAAACGUAGAAAUGGAGUUAUCGCCGCCAUUGGCAACACUCCGUUAAUUAGAAUCAGUAGCCUCUCCGAUGCAACUGGCUGUGAAAUUUUGGGGAAAGCAGAGUUUUUGAAUCCUGGAGGUAGUGUUAAAGACAGGGUAGCUGUGAAGAUUAUUGAAGAGGCCCUGGAAUCAGGAGCAUUAGCUGAAGGUGGAGUAGUCACAGAGGGCAGUGCAGGAAGCACAGCCAUUAGUCUUGCAACAGUAGCACCUGCUUAUGGGUGCAGAUGCCAUGUGGUUAUUCCAGAUGAUGCUGCUCUCGAAAAGGCACAAAUACUGGAAGCACUAGGAGCUACUGUUGAAAGGGUCAGGCCAGUUUCUAUCACUCACCGUGACCAUUUUGUUAAUAUUGCAAGAAGAAGGGCACUGGAAGCAAGUGAAUUAACAUCAACCUGCAGAAAAGAAAAGAAAAUUAAUGCCAAUGAUUCUAGUCAAAUCAAUGGUCACUCAAUUAGUGAGGAAAAGCAGAAUAUGAAGCUCGCGUCUGAAUGCAAGGGUGGAUUCUUCGCGGAUCAGUUUGAAAACCUUGCAAAUUUCAGGUCACAUUAUGAGGGCACUGGGCCAGAGAUUUGGGAACAGACAGGUGGCAAGUUGGACGCUUUUAUUGCUGCUGCAGGUACAGGUGGCACUGUUGCCGGUGUUUCCCAGUUUUUGAAGGACAAAAACUCAAAUAUCAAGUGCUUUCUUAUUGAUCCUCCUGGCUCUGGUUUAUAUAACAAAGUAACAAGAGGAGUAAUGUACACGAGGGAGGAGGCUGAAGGACGAAGGCUGAAGAAUCCAUUUGAUACAAUAACUGAAGGAAUUGGAAUAAAUAGACUGACUGAAAAUUUUAAGAUGGCAAAACUUGAUGGAGCUUUCCGAGGCACAGAUAUGGAAGCUGUUGAAAUGUCCAGGUAUCUGUUGAAAAAUGAUGGCCUAUUUAUUGGAAGUUCUUCAGCUAUGAAUUGUGUUGGAGCUGUCAGAGUGGCCAAGGCACUAGGUCCAGGACAUACAAUAGUGACGAUCUUGUGCGAUAGUGGUAUGAGACAUCUGAGUAAAUUUCACAAUGCUGAAUACCUAUCUGAACACGGGUUGACACCUUCAGCAGCUGGUUUGGAGUUCCUUGGUCUCAAUUGAUUUAUGACUAGUGCAUGAUUGUAUUGAUACUUUUGGGUUUGAUUGUAUUGAUACUUUUGGGUCCUCACAUAAUUUAAUUCAUUAACAGCACUAGCUUAGCCUGGUUAGGUUCAUCUCAGAUAGGAAAGUUUUUCAUUUCAAAUGUCAGGAGCAUUAUUGAGUUUUCAGAUACAAUACCAUGUAAUAGCCGAGCUGAUGUGGUAUAUAAUCUGAUAGAAAGAGAAAAUGUUGACAAUUUUAUUA
Molecule: messenger RNA, 1637 nt
Organism: Lycium ferocissimum
Lineage: Eukaryota; Viridiplantae; Streptophyta; Magnoliopsida; Solanales; Solanaceae
Product: cysteine synthase 2
Exons: 6
Coding region: 123-1394 (423 amino acids)
Cellular component (GO): cytoplasm
Molecular function (GO): cysteine synthase activity
Source: RefSeq, a predicted model, not a curated record